GAACAACCACCUUCAUGUCAUGUUCUCUUGCAGAUCAACUGUUUCCAGCAGACGAGCACCCUUGCAGGUCAAUUAUUUAUCAACAAGCGCUUCUUUCUAAGGCCCACCGCCAACCUCUCACGCACAAUGGCUCUUUUCCCUCGCCAUUUCUACAACUCUGGCUCCUCCUUUACUCCCCUGUUCCAGCUUCUUGACGACUACGACAGCUAUAACCGGCAGGGCCAGAGCGGUCGAGAUACCUCAUUGCGCCGUUGGCAGCCUAAGUUUGAUAUCUGCGAGACCAGUCAAGCCUACGAGCUCCAUGGCGAGCUCCCUGGCAUGGACAAAAAGGAGGUUCACAUUGAGUUCACUGAGCCUCAGACAAUGGUCAUCCAUGGAAAAUCGGAACGGACCUAUACUUCUGGCAACCCUCCUGCGGGGUUUAUCGAAGGCAACAUUAUGCACGGUGCCAUUGUAGGCGAUGACGGGGAGCCCGAUACAUCGCAGCCCGCUCAACGCACAGAGGAGACCGAUAAGAAGGGUGACGAGACGAAGUACUGGCUCGCUGAGCGCAGCGUCGGGGAGUUUUCUCGCACCUUUAGCUUUCCCUCCAAGGUUGAUCAGGAUAGCGUCAGCGCGAAGUUCCAAGACGGUAUCCUCAGCAUUGUCGUUCCCAAGGUUAAGAAGCACGAAUCGCGCCGAAUUCAUGUUUCUUAA
Molecule: messenger RNA, 696 nt
Organism: Fusarium keratoplasticum
Lineage: Eukaryota; Fungi; Ascomycota; Sordariomycetes; Hypocreales; Nectriaceae
Exons: 1
Coding region: 127-696 (189 amino acids)
Biological process (GO): response to heat; response to hydrogen peroxide; protein complex oligomerization
Source: RefSeq, a predicted model, not a curated record